Panicum virgatum (switchgrass) is the source of this 1583-nucleotide messenger RNA. RefSeq lists its product as uncharacterized. The record is from RefSeq and is a predicted model, not a curated record. Bases 1 to 789 code for a protein of 262 amino acids. Gene Ontology annotation, biological process: response to oxidative stress. Gene Ontology annotation, molecular function: peroxidase activity; heme binding. Lineage: Eukaryota; Viridiplantae; Streptophyta; Magnoliopsida; Poales; Poaceae. The transcript has 4 exons. Gene Ontology annotation, cellular component: plant-type cell wall; plasmodesma.
AUGGAGGUUGUGGAGGGCGGCGGCCUCCUGCAGCAGCAUGGCGCCAUGGAGAUCCAGAGGCGCGGAUGCAGGGGAUUCGCCCUCAUGGGGCGAGGGAGUGAGGGCGGCGGCUGCAGCCUUGGCGGCCGCCCGCUCACAAUCUGCGCGCGCCAGGGCGGCGUCCCGGGCGCUGGUAGCCUAGGCGGCCUCCUCCUCUGCCUCGGCGAGACGGGCAAGGGCGGCGUUGUAGGUCUUCUGGCGCUCCAAGGCGACGGCGCUGGCCCUUUCCUUGGCCAGGCGGGCGGCAAUCUCGGCCUGCUGGAGUUCCCCCUCCCCUUCCCCUCACCACGCAUCUCCCUGUGCCUCCGGUUUCUUUCACCCGCUAGGGCGAGUCGGCGCCGCGGGGGAGCCGUCCGCGUAGCGGAGCUCGCCGGGCACCACCGCCCAGCCGAGCCGGACGCCCGUGAACCCCGCGAACUUGGAGAAGGAGCAGAUCUCGAUGGCCACCUCCCGGGCGCCGGGCACCUCGUAGAUGGACUGCGGCUUGCUGUUGUUGCCGCCGCCGCCGCCUUCAAACUGACCUUGCGCAGGUUCUGCGCUCCGUCCGAGAUGAACACCUCAGACUCCUUUAUCCCCAUGUUUGGCCAAGGCCUGCAGAUCAGAUUCUACGACUCCUACUGUCCUGACGCCGAGGAUAUCGUGAGGUCGACCGUCGAGCAGUACUACGACAAGGAUGCCACUGUUGCCCCAGCCCUGCUCAGACUCCAUUUCCAUGACUGCUUCGUUCAGGGGUGCGAUGCUCGAUCUUGAUCUCUGGAGCGUCCUCUGAAAGGAGUGCGCUGUAGAAUUUUGGUCUGAGGGGGUUUGAGGUGAUAGAUGACGCUAAAUCUCAGCUGGAAGCCGUGUGCACUGGGGUGGUGUCCUGCGCUGAUAUACUGGCUCUCGACGCUGUUGAACGCUAAAUCUUCACGGCGACGGGCAACGCGGACCCGACCAUCAGCCAGGCGUUCCUGCCGCAGCUCCGGGCGUUGUGCCCGCCCGGCGGCGACACGGGCCGGCGGGUGGUCUGGACAAGGACAGCCCCGGCGCGUUCGACGUGAGCUUCUUCAAGAGCGUCCGGGACGGGAACGCCGUGCUGGAGUCGGUCCAGCAGCUGUGGAGCGACGCCGCGACGCAGAGCGCCGUGCAGAAGUACGCCGGCAAUGUGCGGGGCCUGCUCAGGCUCCGGUUCGCGUACGAGUUCCCCAGGGCCAUGGUGCGGAUGAGCAGCGCCGCGGUGAAGACCGGCGGGCAGGGCGAGGUCAGGAGGAGGUGCUCCAGGAUCAACUGAUGCGGCGCAGGCGGCAGAGUUCUACCGGCUUGGCCGUGUGCGAACUGGAACCGCUUCGUGUGUUGGCACGUCGUGCUCGGCUGGGGACAUGAAACAAAUGGUGCCAGCAUGCAACGAUUCUUUGCUAGUAUUGGCUGCGACCUGUGGUGUAUGCGUGUGUGGCUUCUUGCCUGUCACUUUCUUGCUCUGUGUCUGAAGGUAACCUGCAUAAUUCGGCCAACAUCUUGUGCCUAAUCGCUAGCAUUUGAGAAUAUACGCAUGUCCUAUUGAUUUC